Cornus florida is the source of this 898-nucleotide messenger RNA. RefSeq names its product thaumatin-like protein. Lineage: Eukaryota; Viridiplantae; Streptophyta; Magnoliopsida; Cornales; Cornaceae. Gene Ontology annotation, cellular component: extracellular region. The transcript has a single exon. The record is from RefSeq and is a predicted model, not a curated record. The coding region runs from base 16 to 819 and encodes 267 amino acids. Gene Ontology annotation, biological process: defense response.
UCCACUCUAUACGGUAUGCACCAACCCAGACCCUCCUUCAAAAACACCACUAAGCCUCUUACCCUCUCUCUCUCUCUCUCACACACACACACAUACACACACACACACACUAACAUGGGCUUCUUCAGGUGUCUGUCCAUUUCUGCUUUCCUUCUCAAGGGCUUCUUCUUCACCGUCACUUAUGGAGCCACCUUCCAAAUCCAAAACAAUUGCCUUUACACGGUCUGGGCUGCGGCCUCUCCCGGUGGUGGCAUGCGGCUCAACCAAGGCGACACUUGGACCAUAAAUGUCCCGCCCGGCACAACGGGAGCCCGUAUCUGGGCUCGAACCGAUUGCAGCUUCAAUGCAGCAGGCGUAGGCAUGUGUCAAACCGGUGACUGCAAUGGGCUCCUCGAAUGCCAAGCCUAUGGUGCAGCCCCUAACACACUGGCCGAGUACGCUCUAAAUCAAGUCAACAAUGUGGAUUUUUUCGACAUCUCCCUCGUUGACGGCUUCAAUGUGCCAAUGGAAUUUGGUCCUACAACCAGCGGGUGCACCCGGGGCAUCAAAUGUAGAGCAGAUAUCAGCGGCCAGUGCCCAGAGGAAUUGAAGGCUCCGGGUGGGUGCAACAACCCAUGUACAGUGUUCAAGACCGAUCAAUACUGUUGUACUUCUGGAAAAUGUGGUCCUACAAGUUACUCAAAGUUUUUCAAGGAUAGGUGCCCAGAUGCUUAUAGUUACCCCCAAGAUGAUCAAACUAGCACAUUUACAUGCCCCGGGGGCACCAACUAUAAGGUAGUGUUUUGCCCAUUCUUUUGGUAUGGUGUAAUGGUUUGCUGAUGAAGCACAUACUGACUUGCCGUCUUGUAUAUUUUUUGCAACCUACUCUUGUAAUGACACACACACACACACACACACA